Penicillium daleae is the source of this 414-nucleotide messenger RNA. RefSeq lists its product as uncharacterized. The record is from RefSeq and is a predicted model, not a curated record. NCBI's taxonomy places the organism in Eukaryota, Fungi, Ascomycota, Eurotiomycetes, Eurotiales, Aspergillaceae. The transcript has a single exon. The coding region runs from base 1 to 414 and encodes 137 amino acids.
AUGCAGCAGCCUUCGGAUAACAUUCCAAUCAUGUUCACUCAUGAAUCAAGAGGGACCGGUCCCGCUCACGGGAACCACGUUGAGACCCAUAGGUCCACGGAUCCUCGAAUCUCCCUUGAUGACUACAACCGUAUCAUGCUGGAGUAUACUCAGCGUCAGAUGUCGUCCUUUGUCGACCUUGACGACAGCAACAGCUCUAGUGGUGCUAGCAGCCGCAGCAGCCGCAGCAGCCAGAGCAGCGGCAGCAGUGGUCGCAGUGGCGCCUCGAGCAAUGGUGUGCUUGCCCGCCAGGCCAAUGGACCUCCACCUACUUUGGUUGGUGCUGCCGCCGCCACGACUUGCCAUGGAGCUCAGCAGUAUCCUGGUCAGAAGCCCAUGCGAAGUCCUAAUGAGGCCAAGCCAUCUAGAUAUUAG